AUGGAGUACUAUCAUCAGAAGCUGUUCCACGCGGGUCAACAGUUACUGAUAUCGGCAGUUCGAGAACGAUUCUGGCCGACAUUCGCCCGUGAUUUAGCAAGAAGCGUAAUCCAUAAGUGCGUCGCAUGCUUUCGAGUGAAACCGAGAGUCCAGGAUCAACUGAUGGCGGAUCUACCGCCAGAAAGAGUCACACCAUGCUUACCGUUUCGUCGUGUUGGAGUUGACUACUGUGGACCGUUUUUAGUAGGCUACCCGUAUCGCAAAAAUCGCCCAGUGAAGUGCUUUGUAGCCAUCUACAUUUGCCUGGUCACCAAAGCAGUGCACCUGGAAUUAGCAGCAGAUUUGACAACCCAGGCCUUCUUGGCCACACUGAAACGUUUUUCAUCCCGGCGAGGCAAGCCGGAACUCAUCAUGUGCGACAAUGCUCGAAAUUUCGUCGGCGCAAAACGGGAGCUUGACGAGCUUCGUAAAUUGUUCAACAAUCAGCAGUUUCAAGAACAGGCGAUAAGGGAAGCUUCAGAGGACAAAAUAGACUUCAAAUUCAUACCAGCACGUUCGCCGAACUUUGGCGGACUAUGGGAGUCAGCAGUGAAGUCGUUCAAAACCCUAUUCAAACGGACUAUCGGAACACGAAGUUUGAUUCACGACGAAAUGCUUACAGUACUAGUACAAAUCGAAGCGAUUUUAAACUCUCGUCCGCUUACACCUGUUAGCAACGAUCCAGCAGAUUUCGAAGCGUUAACUCCAGGACACUUUCUGAUUCAUCGGCCACUAACGGCAAUACCAGAACCAAACCUGGACAGUAUUCCUGAAGGUCGACUAGCAGCAUGGCAACGAAAUCAGCAGUUUCUUCAACAAUUGUGGAAAAGAUGGUCGGAACAAUAUCUGUCUGAUCUGCAAAACAGAACCAGAUGGAUGCGACGGAAGGAAAAUUUAGCUAUUGGGACCAUGGUUGUCCUGAAAGACGAAAAUCAGCCCCCACUGAAAUGGCAGUUGGGGCGCAUAACGGAAAUUCAUCCUGGACCGGAUGGAAACAUUCGUGUCGCAACAGUACAAACGAAGGAUGGUAGCUACCGAAGAGGGAUUUCCAAAAUCUGCGUGCUACCCAUCCGUGACAACUCCAACUCAACACCCGAAGAGACCUAG
Topomyia yanbarensis is the source of this 1146-nucleotide messenger RNA. RefSeq lists its product as uncharacterized. Gene Ontology annotation, molecular function: nucleic acid binding. The coding region runs from base 1 to 1146 and encodes 381 amino acids. The transcript has a single exon. The record is from RefSeq and is a predicted model, not a curated record. Gene Ontology annotation, biological process: DNA integration. Lineage: Eukaryota; Metazoa; Arthropoda; Insecta; Diptera; Culicidae.